Molecule: messenger RNA, 947 nt
Organism: Brachypodium distachyon (stiff brome)
Lineage: Eukaryota; Viridiplantae; Streptophyta; Magnoliopsida; Poales; Poaceae
Product: SH3 and multiple ankyrin repeat domains protein 2
Exons: 2
Coding region: 11-769 (252 amino acids)
Molecular function (GO): protein binding
Source: RefSeq, a predicted model, not a curated record
ACCUGUCCUCAUGUUUCCUGCCACCUCCCCCUCAAACGUUCCUAUGGGCGACUCCCCCGUUCCCCACCGCCAUCCGCCUUCGCCGCAUUCCGGCAAGCGGCAGCGCCGCCCCAACGUCCGCCUCGCCGGCUCCAUGCCCUUUCCCUCGCACCUCCCUCACCCUCGUCGCAUCCCCAUUAUCCCCGCCUCUAGGCCCCGCAACCGCAAACCCCGCGACCAUAACCCCUCGGCGGCAGAAACCCCAACACACUCGAACCCCACCGCCUCCGACGACCUCGUCCUCGCCGCUGCCUUCCCCCGCAAGACAAGGGUUCUGGAGGGGGAGGAGGAGGUGGAGGAGAGCGAGGAGGGAGAGGUGGUCGACGUGGCGGAGUGGCUGUGGGGUAUGGGGAUGGGGCGGUACGUUGCGGCGUUCGAAGCGCACGAGGUGGAUGGCGAGGUGCUGCCCUGCCUCACCAUGGACGACCUCCGGGACAUGGGUAUCGGCGCUGUCGGGGCACGGCGCAAGCUCUUCCACGCCAUCCAGAGCCUGCAGCAGCCUCCACUCCCGCCUCCGCCACCAAGGAGCACCAUUGUCGCGGGAGUGUGGGCGUACCUAAGGAGGCAAGAGUUGGGCAUAAAGGCAAAGCAUGUGGAGACAAGCCAACUGACAAUGAUGCUACCACCAGUCAAGACCAUUUUGAAGCCGUGUUUUCGAGGUUCCAUGUAUGCCUCAUGUGAGGCACUUCCCAAUGGUGUGGAGGAGUUCCCUCAGGCCUUACUUUUGUAAGGCUUUUUACCUUGCAGCUUUCUGAAACUUUAAGCAACAUAAGUCAAACUUGUAAAAUUUUCUUGUGCCAAGGCUCAAAUGCUGAACUUAGAAAUGGCCAGUGAUGUUGAAAUGAUACAUUCAGUUAUAUGUUGAAAUUUGGAUCGUGCGCAUUAAUUCAGUAGUGCGAGUUCUAUCA